UAAAAGACUAUUAAAAAGAAAGUCCUUUUGGAAAUUUUCAACAAACUGACUUUAAAAUGCCUUCACGGUCUUUUAAGGAAGAGAGUGAAUAUCUAGAGCGCAUUUCUGAUURUGCAUAUCUUAUCAAGAAAGGGUUCGUUCCAAACAUGAAGGUGCCUGGUAAAUUCUACAUAAAUGAUGCACUAGAAAAGAUGAUGUUUGAUGAGCUACGGCAUUGGUGUGGCACUGAUGUUGGAGGAUUCCUUCCUGGUGUUAAACAGAUUGCUAAUGUUGCUGCUUUACCAGGAAUAGUUGGGCAUUCUAUUGGUCUACCAGAUGUGCAUUCAGGAUAUGGCUUUGCUAUAGGCAACAUGGCUGCAUUUGACAUGUCUAAACCAGAAGCAGUUGUCUCUCCAGGUGGUGUAGGGUUUGAUAUCAAUUGUGGUGUUCGAUUGCUGAGAACAAACCUUGAUGAAAAAGAUGUCCAACCAGUUAAAGAAAGACUAGCUCAGGCUUUAUUUGAUCAUAUUCCUGUGGGAGUUGGUUCUAAAGGAGUCAUUCCAAUGGGACCAAAAGACCUAGAGGAGGCRCUAGAAAUGGGUAUGGACUGGUCAUUAAGAGAAGGCUACGCAUGGGCAGAGGAUAAAGAACACUGUGAGGAGUAUGGGAGAAUGUUACAAGCAGACACAAGUAAAGUCAGCACGAAGGCCAAGAAGAGAGGACUGCCACAGCUUGGCACUCUUGGCGCUGGAAAUCAUUAUGCUGAAAUACAAGUAGUAGACAAAAUAUUUGAUGAAUUUGCUGCGAAGAAAAUGGGAAUAGACCACACAGGACAGGUAUGUUUAAUGAUUCAUAGUGGGAGCAGAGGUCUGGGCCAUCAGGUAGCCACAGAUGCAUUAGUUGCGAUGGAGAAAGCAAUGAAGAGAGACAAGAUUGAAGUAAAUGACAGACAGCUUGCCUGUGCCCACAUCAAGUCUCAAGAAGGACAAGAUUACUUAAAAGCCAUGGCAGCGGCUGCUAAUUUUGCAUGGGUUAAUCGUUCUAGCAUGACAUUCCUCUCAAGACAGGCAUUUGCAAAGAUUUUCAAGAGCACGCCAGAUGAUCUGGACAUGCAUGUCAUCUAUGACGUGUCACACAACAUCGCGAAAGUUGAGGAACAUUUCUUUGAAGGAAAGCAAACACAGCUACUUGUUCAUAGGAAGGGAUCUACGAGAGCAUUCCCUCCUCAUCAUCCUUUAAUCCCAGUUGAUUAUCAGCUCACAGGUCAACCAGUACUGAUUGGAGGGACUAUGGGCACAAGCAGCUAUGUUCUUACUGGGACUGAUAAAGGGAUGGAUGAAACAUUUGGGUCUACAUGCCAUGGGGCUGGGCGAGCACUUUCUAGAGCAAAAUCUAGGAGGACAUUUGAGUAUCAAGAUGUGCUGGCCAGUCUUCAACAGAAGGGCAUCUCCAUCAGAGUAGCAUCACCAAAGCUUGUUGUGGAAGAGGCUCCAGAGUCUUACAAAGAUGUUACGAGCGUGGUCGACACUUGUCAUAUGGCAGGAAUCAGUAAGAAAGCUAUCCGAUUAAGGCCGAUUGCUGUUAUCAAGGGGUGAACGAACAAUGCUACAGAUUGUCAAUAAACACAAGAAUGCAUCAAGCUGGCAACAUGUCAACAGAGAUAGGGGAGUAAUUGCAUGGAUCUUCGAGGAAUAAACAACAACACCAUCAGCAACAAAAAAUGUGAAGCUGAACAUCGUGUUACUAACACCUCAUAGCCACAAUUCAAUAAACCGUUUUACCGAUA
Messenger RNA from Actinia tenebrosa (Australian red waratah sea anemone), 1765 nucleotides. RefSeq names its product RNA-splicing ligase RtcB homolog. The record is from RefSeq and is a predicted model, not a curated record. Gene Ontology annotation, cellular component: nucleus; tRNA-splicing ligase complex. Gene Ontology annotation, biological process: tRNA splicing, via endonucleolytic cleavage and ligation. Gene Ontology annotation, molecular function: RNA ligase (ATP) activity; RNA ligase (GTP) activity. NCBI's taxonomy places the organism in Eukaryota, Metazoa, Cnidaria, Anthozoa, Actiniaria, Actiniidae.